Molecule: messenger RNA, 738 nt
Organism: Aphanomyces astaci
Lineage: Eukaryota; Oomycota; Saprolegniomycetes; Saprolegniales; Verrucalvaceae
Exons: 1
Coding region: 1-738 (245 amino acids)
Source: RefSeq, a predicted model, not a curated record
AUGGACACGAGCUUGGUCCCAGCGUCACCAAUGAUCAAUUCCGCAAACGUUUCCUCGGCCGGCGGCAACAACACUGACGACACCUUGCUCUGCCGGUACAAGUUUGGCAAAUGCUUGAACCCACGGACGUUCAAGAUCAACGGUACAUUACACUCGUUGUGUACGAUGCACAGACAAAGGCAGAACGCACAUCAGCUCAAAAGCGACCGCAAACGGCGCCAACGCAAGUCCCUGCAACGCGAUCGGUCUAGCCCGGUGUUCACGUCCACCACCCCAACGGCCGUCCCGUCGAUCACGGAUUCGAACGUGUCCCCCGCACCUUCCAUUCCAUUCCUUGAAGAUGACUUCAUGCGAGCCAGCGCCAUUGGUGAAGCCAUCUACUGCAUCAACUUGAACCUAAUCAAGCUGACCCAUCUGCUCAUGCACCACGAUGAGGUCGCACGAGUCGAGAGCUGCUCCGUGCUCUUGUCGUUGAACCCAGAAAACCUUGGCACCCCGAUACCUUCGACUAUCAAGAGCAAAGGCACAGCCGACUACGUUGUCAAUUCGUCAAUACCAGCCGAGCACAACGAAGUGGCAGAGGCCAUGCUGCAGAGUCCCCAGCAUACCUUGCCCGCCAUGGUUGCCCCCUACAGCCCCCGCCCUUCAAGCGAACACCCAUCACCCCUUCCAGCAUUGUCAUCCAUCGUGAAGGCUCAUUCUUCCUGCCCCAUGAACUUCCAUCGCUUUGUCGUGUAG